AUGGUGCCAUCUAAUGGAUAUGUUUAAUAUAAUCAGGUGACAUUUAGGCUUCUUAUUGUAGAUUGUUCACGAAGGAGCCAUGACCCAUGAUCUAACAACUGCGUUAAGAAGCGAGCUGGCGGCUCUCGAGUAUAAACGCGACAGAUUGAUGUCCGAGGUAAACCUAAUUGCGCAGACUGCAGAUUUUUAUGCAAAUUCAUAUUUUUUCCCACGGAGAAGUUUCUUCGAUGUUUUUCAAAGUUAUUUAAAUUUUUACAGUUUGAUCCCUGCUUUCAUGAUCUGUUACGUGACAUAAAAAUGUAUCUUUGGGAAAAGAUGAACUCGGAGAAUAGAAAAUACAACUAUAUAUAUAUUUUAUAUACAUAUGUAUCGUACUAUCUACAUACCAUAUAUAUUGUAUUAUACUAUCUAUAUGCUAUUUAUUUUAUAGAACUGUAUAUAGUUUUAACAUUAUAUAUAGAUUUUAAAUUAAAAUUAUACACUUUUCUAUAUUACGCGCAUUCAAUGAAAUUUUCUUAAAAUUCUCGCGCUUUCUAUAAAUACAAAUAAAAAUUCGCAAUCUACUAAUGUGAUUCGAUUAAUAAUAAUCGGUGGCAUUAUGGUGUCCAGCUUCAAGAGACAAAGAAUCUUGUGAGGUCUCGGGAUCAACGAAUAGUGGAGUUGCAGAUAGAGGCUGAACAACUUCUUGAACAAGCAGCCAGACAGAAUGCCAUUGUUUUAAGCUUAAAAGAACGCAUACAGGAACUGGAAGAACGCGAGAGGAAUCUUUACGCCACUCAAGGAAGAAACGAGAGCGUGCUGCACGGCCUGCAACGAGAUUUGAAGUAUCACCAGGAGAAAACUCGGGAAUACGAGAAGAAGAUACGCCAGCUCGAGCAGACCGUGUCGGAGGAGGUCGAAUCGAGAGAGCGGGCUCGUACGAGUUUUCAGGAGUUCACGCGGAAACUGGCGAACGCUCUGAGCGUCGAGUAUCGCGAAACCGUUCAUCCUAGUCCUGAGAUCGUGAUCCACAAAGUCGAGGAGCUGGUGCAAGAGGCGAAUCGCGUCCGCACGAAGAAUACGAACGUCGAGGCGCAACUGACAACCGUCGAGGUCGACUUCAGAAGCUGUCGAGAUGCUUUGGACCGUGUUGUAGCCGAGAAGGAGCAACUCCAGCGGCAAGUGUCCUCGCAGUUGAUCGAUCUGGAUCGUCUCAGACAGGACAAAGAAUGCGUCGAAAUGCGGUACAGGGUGGCAGAAAGAGAGCUAAACGAGCUGAGGGAUAAGCUGUUAAACGCGAACAGGAGCAUCAGCAGCGCGACUGGAAACAUAUCGAAUCAAGAAGCGUUGAUUGGACAGCUGCGAGAAGAUCUAAUGCAACGGGACGAGAAGUAUCAGCGGGUGCAAGCCGAGUUGCGACACCUCUUGGAGUCGUUGGCGAUGCUUGUCAGCGGACCAAACAGAUUCAUCGAGUCUCACGAGAACGUCAUUAAGGAUCGGAUUAGAGAGAUCUUGGCCGAGAACAAAGAUCAGGCUCUU
Messenger RNA from Heterotrigona itama, 1518 nucleotides. Lineage: Eukaryota; Metazoa; Arthropoda; Insecta; Hymenoptera; Apidae. The record is from the annotation of a GenBank genome assembly.